GCACAAAAUAAAAUAUAUUUGAGGCGGAAAAUAAUAAAAAGUGAAACAAAACCAAACCUACAUAACUGUCCUUUUUUCCCCCUUUAUUUAUUAUUUAUAUUUUCUUCCAAAUCACGUGAAACUCUUCAAGCCGCAGGACCCCAUAAUGGCGGCCUCCAGUAAAAGCAGGCAUCCAACAAUGAGGGUCCUCAGCUUGCUGCUGUUCCUGCUGGAGCUCCAUCACGCGCACUCGGCAUCGAAAGGAGUCACGGCCAGUCUCAAGGCCAAGUGGCCCGAGACGCCACUUUUACUGGAGACGAGCGAGUUUAUUGCUGAAGGUGGAGAGGACAAGUUUUGGCAAUUUGUCGAUACCGUAAAGGAGUUAACCGUGUACAAGCACGGCGAAUCCGUCCGCUCGUACUAUAACUUGAUCAUUAGGAAAGCCGGUCAGUUCCUGAGCAACCUUCAGGUCAACCUGCUGAAGUUCGCGCUGUCACUCAAAGCCUAUUCACCUGCCGUACACGCCUUCCAACAGAUUGCCAGUGAUGAACCUCCGCCAGAUGCCUGCUCUGCCUUCGUCUCUAUCCACGGCCUGCAGGCCUGCAGCACCAAGGACAUGAAGAAGCUGCUGAAGGGGGCCGCAGGCAGGCCGAAGCCGUACUUGUAUAAGCACGAUCAUAAGUACCCAGGGAUCAAUGGGACGGACCUUCCGGUCGCCAUACUUUAUGCUGAAAUCGGCACUAAAAAGUUCAACACCUUCCAUAAGGUUCUUUCCGAGAGGGCGGCCGAUGGGAAGCUGAUCUACGUGCUGCGACAUUUUAUCGCUGAGCCAAAGAAGCUGCACAUGCUUCUGUCUGGAUAUGGUGUGGAACUGGCUAUUAAAAGUACCGAGUACAAAGCAGUGGAUGAUACACAAGUUAAAGAUUCGAAAUCAGCAGCCAGUUUUGAAGUGGACGAGAUCGAUGAUGUCCAGGGCUUUUUAUUUGGAAAAUUAAGGACGUCUCAUCCCGAACUGCGGGAGCAAUUAGGAGAAUUGAGGAGACAUCUGUUGGAGAGCACGAACGACAUGGCGCCUCUCAAAGUGUGGGAGCUGCAAGACCUGAGUUUCCAAGCAGCAACCCGAAUCAUGUCUGUCCCGAAGUUCGACGCGCUCAAACUGAUGCGGGAUCUGAGUCAAAACUUCCCCGGCAAAGCAAGAUCACUGACCAGAGUGGCUGUAAACCAAGAGAUGAGGAAAGAAAUUGAAGACAACCAAAAGCGUCUGAGCAAGUCUCUGGGAAUCCAACCAGGAGAUGCUAGUCUCUACAUUAAUGGAAUACACAUUGACCUGGACCUUCAUAACCCUUUCAGCAUACUGGAUAUCAUCCGUGGAGAGGCAAAACUUCUGGAGGGACUUCAUAGCCUUGGCAUCAGGGGUACCAGCUUGGGCAAGUUUUUGCGCCUCCCUGUGACCACCGUGGAGGACAGCUACGCUCUGGACAUCCGUCACUCUGCGAUAAUGUGGGUCAAUGAUAUUGAGACUGACUCCACAUACAGGAACUGGCCCUCCAGCAUUCAGGAGCUGCUCAGAGCCUCGUUCCCUGGUGUGAUCCGACAAGUUCGACGGAACCUCUUCAGCUUGGUUCUGUUUCUUGACCCGGUUCAGGAAGACACCAUGGAACUGGUCAAAAUGGCUGAGCUGUUUUACAAGCACAAGAUUCCUCUCAGGAUCGGCUUUGUCUUCGUUGUUAAUACAGAUGAAAAGGUGGACGGUUACAAGGACGCCGGCGUCGCUUUCUUCAGGGCGUUCAACUAUAUCGCAGAGGAGUAUGACAUAACCCAGGCGUUCCUAUCCAUGGUGUCUAUGUACGACAAAGUGGAUGCCGGAGAUUCCUUAUCGGUCGACACGGUGACAGCAUAUCUGAAGAAGAAAUUUCCGAAAGCUAAUGCUGCCAAAAUCCUUGAGGUGGACUCGAGCUAUGAUGAGAAAAGAAAGGCUGGAGCCGUUUUCUACAGAAAGAGCGGACUGGGUGCUCUUCCUGUGGCCCUGUUUAACGGGGUCCCACUUAGCUCCGAGGAGAUGGACCCAGAUGAGUUGGAGACCGUCUUGCUGCAGCACAUCAUGGAUUCCACGAACUUCUUCCAGAGAGCCGUCUUUCUGGGUCAGAUUUCUGAAGGCACAGAUGUGGUGGACUUCUUGAUGGAGCAACCUAACGUCGUCCCCCGCAUCAACCCUCUGAUUCUAAGCCCAGACAGGAAUUAUUUGGAUUUCACAGCAUCUCCAGUUGCUGAUGACUGGGACGAUUCAACAAUGUUCUCGUAUCUGGACUUCAAGGACAAGACAGCUGCCGUUUCUAAAAGAAUGAAGUAUUUAACGAAGCAUGAUGAGGAGAUGGUGUACGGCGUGACCUUUUGGAUAGUUGCAGAUAUCGAGCGUGUCUCUGGCAGGCGGAUUCUUCUGAAUGCAUUAAAACAUAUGAAGUCCAGCGGUUCCAGUAGCCGCGUUGGCGUGAUUAAUAACCCCAGUGAGCAACCCACCGAAGACAACAGCCGUUUAUACAGAGCCAUCUGGGCUUCCCUUCUCACCCAAAGCAGCAAGAAUACCCUGGAUUUCACCCUAAAACUCCUCAAAAACGAGACCGUGCAGCUCCUGGAACGGGGCACCAAGAUUAAAGAUCUACUGUUAAAGGUCAUGGACCAGGAUGCCUUCGAGAAGAAGUUCAACACCAUGGAGUCGGGCUUUUUGCACAGUCAGCAGAGGUUCUGUCGGGAGGUGCUGAAGGUGAAGGCAGGGCACACCGCUGUAGUCAGCAAUGGCAGGAUCCUGGGUCCAUUUGCGGAAGACGACGAGUUCGGCACCGACGACUUCCACCUUCUGGAGAAGCUCACGCUCAGCACCUCGGCUGAGAAGAUCGAGGCUAAAGUUAAGCAAAUGAACCUGCCGCCUAAAAAUGCAUGCGAUCUUAUAAUGAAAGCGGACGCCCUCCUCUCGGCCGCUCCCAGAACAGAGGCCCGGAAGGAGAUCAAAUUUGUGAAAGACAAACACAGUGUUUUGCUCCUUUCCCCGAGGGAAGGCGAGGUGUUUUUCGACGUGGUCGCAACGGCGGAUCCGCUCACGAGGGACGCGCAGAAGCUGGCCCCGUUAUUGAUCGUGCUCGGUCAAGUGGUAAAUAUGAGGGUUCAGUUGUUCAUGAACUGCAGAGCCAAGCUGUCAGAGAUGCCCCUGAAGAGCUUUUAUCGCUUCGUCAUGGAAGCCGAUGUGGGAUUCUUGGGGAAUGACACCAUGGCAGCUGGUCCGAUGGCUCGCUUCACUGAGAUCCCUGAAUCCCCAUUGCUUACGCUGAACAUGAUCACACCAGAGAGCUGGAUGGUGGAAGCAGUCCAGAGUCCAUACGACCUGGACAACAUUCAUCUACAAGAGGUCAGCGGGGUGGUAAAUGCAGAGUAUGAAUUGGAGUAUCUGUUGCUGGAGGGCCACUGUUUCGACCUGUCCACGGGUCAGCCUCCGCGAGGACUGCAGUUUACCCUCGGCAUGAAGCAGGAGCCGCUCAUGCACGACACCAUCGUCAUGGCCAACCUGGGAUACUUCCAGCUGAAGGCGAACCCUGGCGCCUGGAUCCUGAGGUUGCGUAAGGGACGUUCGGAAGACAUUUAUCAGAUACAGGCGCACGACGGGACGGACUCCCCCGCAGACGCCGGAGACGUCGUAGUGAUGCUCAACAGUUUUCACAGCAAGAUCAUCAAAGUCAGAGUCCAGAAAAAGCCGGAAAAACUCAAUGAAGAUCUUCUGAGUGACUCUACAGACGGCAAAGGCCUGUGGGACUCGAUCGCCAGUGUAUGGAGUUCUUUGGAAAAAAGUUUUACAGGCGGUUCUAGCGUGGAGGAAGUCGAUACUGUGAAGGAAGACGUGCUAAACAUCUUUUCAGUGGCAUCUGGACAUCUGUAUGAGCGCUUCCUGAGGAUUAUGAUGCUGUCAGUCCUGCGACACACUAAAACCCCUGUGAAGUUCUGGUUCCUGAAAAACUACCUCUCUCCGUCUUUUAAGGAAUCCAUUCCCCACAUGGCUGAAGCUUACGGUUUCCAGUACGAACUGGUGCAGUAUAAGUGGCCCCGUUGGUUGCAUCAGCAGACGGAGAAGCAGCGCAUCAUUUGGGGCUACAAAAUCCUUUUUCUGGAUGUUCUCUUCCCUCUAGCGGUGGAUAAGAUCAUCUUUGUGGACGCCGAUCAGAUUGUCAGGGCAGACCUGAAAGAGCUGAGGGACUUGGACCUGGAAGGAGCCCCGUAUGGAUACACGCCGUUUUGCGCUAGCCGCCAUGAAAUGGACGGUUACCGGUUCUGGAAGACUGGCUACUGGGCGUCCCAUCUGGGUCACAGGAAAUACCACAUCAGUGCACUUUAUGUGGUGGACCUAAAGAAGUUCAGGAAGAUCGCAGCGGGAGAUCGUCUUCGAGGACAGUACCAGGCUUUAAGCCAAGAUCCAAACAGCCUUUCGAAUCUAGACCAGGACCUCCCUAACAAUAUGAUCCAUCAAGUGGCCAUUAAGUCGUUACCUCAAGACUGGCUGUGGUGUGAAACUUGGUGCGAUGAUGCCUCCAAAGCCAGCGCUAAGACAAUCGACCUGUGUAACAAUCCGAAGACCAAAGAGCCGAAGCUGAGUGCCGCGGUACGGAUCGUGCCCGAGUGGUCCGGAUACGACAACGAGAUCAAGCAGCACCUGAAGAGUGUCAAGAAUCGGAAAAACAGCACGAAGUCAGCCGCCUCGCAGACACGGGUUACCGGCAGCCAACGUGAUGAACUUUAGCACCUGGUGAACACGGACAGAGGGAAGUAUGCACUUAAAGAAAAAAACUUCUCAUAAAGCUCUACAAGUGCACAGAAAUCCACGACCUGAACUAAAGGGUGGGAGGAAGAGAGGUGUUUUUUUAUAACGGUUUUCUAUUCAUGGAUUUUCCUGGUUGGUGUUUACAUUUUAAAGCCACGAGGUCACACACGAAAGAGGAAGAUUCGAAGAUAGCGAUGUAACGAUUCAAUUGUGUAUUUAUCCUUUUUUUUUUUUUUGUUCUGCUGCACAUCAAAUAACGGCGAGUUUCAUUAGAUGCAAAAGGGACAGACUGGGUUUUGUUGCCACCUAGUGGUCAGUUUUGGGAACAAAAAAAAUGCACUGACGAGUAAAUUGCGAAUGCACAUUCCUCAUGUCUAAAUAUUUUUUUGUCUGUUUGUUUUUCCCCUUUUCAUCUAUUCCACACGAUAAGCUCAUGCCGAGUUCUUCUCUUGUAUUAGAGUUAAAUGUUUGCACGAAAAGAAAAAAAAUCCCUUGUUGAUCUGAUGUAACAUCAAUGCCGAGCUGUUUUUUUUUUAUUAUUAUUACGACGCCUGGAAGGACGUGGAUUUUCUCAGGAAUAAAAUGUUUCUAAACAGC
This is a messenger RNA of Silurus meridionalis, 5377 nucleotides long. RefSeq names its product UDP-glucose glycoprotein glucosyltransferase 2 (gene uggt2). The coding region runs from base 146 to 4759 and encodes 1537 amino acids. NCBI's taxonomy places the organism in Eukaryota, Metazoa, Chordata, Actinopteri, Siluriformes, Siluridae. Gene Ontology annotation, cellular component: endoplasmic reticulum. The transcript is spliced from 41 exons. The record is from RefSeq and is a predicted model, not a curated record. Gene Ontology annotation, molecular function: UDP-glucose:glycoprotein glucosyltransferase activity.